GCCUCGCAUAUAUGAAAUGAUUAUUAUCUUAUAUAUAUUUGCUUAUUCAUAACAACUAAAUAUUUUAUUUUUCGAAAAAUUUUAUUUUUUUAAUUAUUUAUUACACACAAGCAUAAAUUGACUAGUAUAAUUACAGAACAACAGAAAAAUUAAUUUAAAAAAAGAUCAACUAAUUUAGAAGCAUUUCUGGUGCUUUCUCUCUUUGAUUUUGGAGGAAAUGGUCGAAUUUCAUUACUUUCAAUGAGAUAAAUGAAACGUAUCUGUGGUCAGAAUUUCUCUUUCUUGAGUGUAUCAUUUUUCUGAGAAUCUAUCAUAAAACGACAAAUUGCAUUUUCUUUUCUCAGCUUAAUUAGCUUAAAAAUAGGAAAUUGAAAACAUAAAAUAUCAAAUAUAUUACAAUCUAAGAACAUAAUCUUCAUUAAGAUAAAUUGAUUAAUCCUCACUUUAAUCUUUUCUUAUUGAGCUUAUUAAUAUAUUUACAACUUAAAUGAAAUGAAUUGAUAUUUUCUGUAAUCAGAUGGACAAAUUUAAUAUAAUUUCAUUUAUGGUACUAAAUAAAUACUCUUAUAUCAUUGAAAACUCUUUCAUAUUCAUUCUCAAUGUCUAUUAGAAACUGUAUUUUUCUAUUAUACUCACAUAUAAUUAUUUAUUCACGUUUAUCAUAAUUGUUCAACCAGACAAUGGAACAAGAUAAAGAUACUCUCUUUACAAAAGAAAUUCAUGAUUGGGAAGACUUUUGGAAAGCAUUUGAAAAUUGGGCAUUAUUUAUUAUCAACCAGUAAAUAUUAAACGUACUUUGGUGAAACUUAAUAUGGUUUAAGAAAUAUUCAAAUAUCGUUCAUAUACAUUCGACAUUUAAAAUUUAUAUUGAAAAUUGUCAAUUAUAUAUAUGUUUAGUGCAAAAUGCGAAUUUAAAAGGUUUACCUGUUGCUUAUUGCUUAAUGAAACUUAAUGAUUUUUCUGAAACACAAGCUACUAUGAUUGAUAAACAUUUAACAAAUGCUGAUAUUUUACAAGACUAUUUUGAUAAAGCACGAACAUUAUUAUGUGUAUUCCAUGUUUUGAAAUAUUUACAUGUUCAAGUUCAUGCAAUUGAAAUUCCAUCCACAAACCGAAUGAAUAUUAUGAAAAAUAUUCGCAAGUUACUUUAUGAUAAUUAUCAAAUGUCUGUUAUUUGA
Rotaria sp. Silwood1 is the source of this 1178-nucleotide messenger RNA. The record is from the annotation of a GenBank genome assembly. Lineage: Eukaryota; Metazoa; Rotifera; Eurotatoria; Philodinida; Philodinidae.